Molecule: messenger RNA, 4951 nt
Organism: Drosophila elegans
Lineage: Eukaryota; Metazoa; Arthropoda; Insecta; Diptera; Drosophilidae
Gene: Samuel
Product: pneumococcal serine-rich repeat protein
Exons: 7
Coding region: 1118-3991 (957 amino acids)
Cellular component (GO): PRC1 complex
Molecular function (GO): protein binding
Source: RefSeq, a predicted model, not a curated record
CGUUCGUGCGGCGGGUAACUCGUGCGAAUGCGAAAAUAAAUAACAAAAGCCGCGGUAUUAUCAGUGAUCAAGAACUCAACGAUCGACGGAUUGACGAUCAACGAUCCCGAGCCCAAACCAAAGCGCGCGUAAAUAGAGAAAACACAAUUCAAGAGGAUUGAUAAAAAAAAAGCAUACAGAAAACGAGUGACGGAAAGAGUGCGAAAGUGGAGGCGUUGUGUAAAAAUGAAAGAUUAAAAAGUUCAGAAAAAAAUGCGCUUACGCCGGUCGCAAAUCACAUAACCGUAACGGUAACAGUUUUGCCAGGAAAAAAGUGAGGAAUAAAUUCACAAAAACGGUGCAACAAAUCCCAGCUAAAAAUAAUCCGCAGAGAGAUAAAAAAUCACUCUGACAUUUUUUUUUUUGGGUUUUCGCUUUUUUACAACAAACUCACGUGUCUAACGACACUUUGACAACACAGAUACAAAUCUGUUUGCGAAGCUGAGCACGUGACCACCAAUUAAUGAAUGAGACAGUACCAGAAGGGAGGGAUAGAUAGAAGGAGAGAGCAAGAGAGCAAGAUAAGUGAUAACGCCGCGAAGGUAGAAAUCCCGAAUCUUAUGCAAAUCGAGCGACAAAAAGUGAAACGCAAAUAAUCAAGUUUAAAAGUCAAACGUCACAAACCAAAUUAAAUAAACAAUGCUUUAAAAGUUCAUAGCUACAACGCACAAAUGUUGUUUGUGAAAACAGUUAAAAGCAAAGCUAUAAAGGAAAUAAGUUUUAAGCAAAAUAUAGGCCAGAACUAAAAAAUUUUAAAUUUUGUAGCUUAAAGUUUUGUAGUUCUAUGAAGUACAAACUAAACAAAUAAAUACAAUUAAUUAAACAAAUACAAUUUAAUCGCAGUAAACGUAAAAAUAACACUUUACACCUUCUCUAGCCGAGUGACAAAUAGGCAACAAUUAGUCAGUCUGUCUCAUUAUUAAGUGUGUUUAGCAACAAAAAACAACGAGCAAUCAACGUCAAAAUAAUCAAAAAGCAGCCAGCAGUGCGAAAGAGAUACCCGCCGAUCGCCAGAAAGAGAGGGCAAAUCGAAUUGGUUGACGACCGCGGAGGUUUGACAAUAUGUUGAGCCCCCAUAAUGAAGGAAAUUGAUACGGAGACAACAGUAGUAUGGCCAGCCUGGUGUUAUUCCGGUAACGCACCCACCGACAUACUGCAGCAGAAGCCAGCCAAGGCCACCACCGCCAUUGUGGGCGGUCGCAGCGCAGCCCAACCGGCGACCCACGACGACCAGCAAGCGGCCACGACCGCCACAGCCACCAAGCGGAAGCACCUCGAGCGGCUGGCCAGCGAUCUGCGUCAGCUGGGCCAGAAGGGCAGGAGAAGCUCGGAGAGUCCCGUUUCAUCGUACCCCUCGAUUGCGGCUACUGCCAAAAUGCUAAGCGAGCGAUCGCUGCUGCUCAGCGGAUAUGGGGCCAUCGAGAGUAACGCCAAGAAGCUGAGCGAAGCGGCCACCGGUGGGGCGGGUGGCGGGGUGGCGGUUAGUCAGGCCGCCACGCCCUCCCUGGGUGCUCCCGCCUCGGCAGCCUCUUCCUCCUCCUCCUCAUCCUCAUCCGCCUCCUCUGCUGGUAACACCGCCUGCACCGCCAAUGCGAACACUGCAUCCGUGGCUGCUGCCUAUGCCGCUCUGUAUUUGGAGAAGGUCAAGCAUGAGAAGUUGUCGCCGCUGCAGAUGGACAAUCACAAGGAUGCGCCGAUGGUCACAAUUCACAACAACAACAACAAUAACACCAUUAACAACAACAACAGCAGCAGUAGUAGUAGCAGCAUUAGCAACAACCAUCAAUCCAGUCAACAGCCACAUCCACAUCAUAUGGGCCACAGCGUCAAAAGGGAGCGGCUCAGUCCAGGCAGCAACAGUAGCAGCCACAACGGCGAACUUACUGUCAGCUCAUUUGCCAGAUCUCGCAGCGCCACACCCUCCUCGUCAUCUUUUCGUGGUGGCGGCGGUGGUGGUGUCUCACCCAGCCAGCAGCAACAACAGUCCCAGCAGCAACAGCAACAACGCCUAAGUCCGCCCAGUGGCCCAGCAACGGCAACAACAACAACAACAGCAACAUCAUCAUCAUCAUCAACAGCAGCAGCCACACACAUGCCGCUGCACAAUUUGUCAACGAAUUUGCUAAAUAGCAUUCAGCAGGCUGCUGCCAGUCAGCAACAUCGCAACAGCAGCAGCAGCAACAGCAACAGCCACAGCAGCAACACCGCCAAAACAGAGGCUGCUGCGGCAUCGAAUGCCACGGAUUUCUCCACCCGCAACUAUUCGGACAUAAUGCGAUGCCUGGCGGCCAAGUACAACAAUACAAAUCCCAAUGACAACAAUGCAACACGACGCAAUUCCUACUACGACAGCAGCAACAGUGGCAGCUCUUCGACGGCCACAGGCAGUGGGGGAGGUGCGGCAGGGGGAGGGGCAACCUCUGCCCCAACUUCCGCCCUCAAGUCGGCCAGCAGCAGCAGCACCAGCAACAGUGGCACCUCCACCUCGGCCACUGCCAAGAAGCUCUCACCAUCGGCCUCAUCGGCUGCGAAUGCUGCUGCCGUAAGUCUGCCCAAGGAGGCCAAAGUGAGUGGGGCCGGUGGUGCAGGUGUGGGUGGUGCAGCUUCCACUGGCGGUGGUUCCUCGCUGUCUCAGCUGGCCCCGCCCCCCGCCGCCCCAUCGCCCACGGAGCAGGCCAAGAGCCAAAUGGCCGCCGUGGUGGCUGCAGCGAGUGUCUCUCCGUUUAUGACCAACUUUCUGCCCUUCUCGUCCGGCAUUUAUCCGCCACUGAUAGACAUGAGCAGCACUCAGGCACUACUGACGCUGGCGCGUGCUGUCAAAGAUGCCGAAAUCCAGGAGAUUCUGCGCAGCAAGCAGCAGCGCUCCGGUUCGAAUGCCUCGUCGCCGAGUGCGAGUGCGACGGGCACGCCACGAUCCAGUUCCACUCUGAAUGCCGCACUGCAUCAGGCAGCCCAAUUUGUUACACCCGCUCUGAUCUACUCGGCCCAACUGCAACAACAGCAACAGCAGCAACAGCAGCAGCAGCAACAGCAGCAGCAACAACAACAGCAACAUCAGCGACAGCAGCAACCGCAUCACGCUUCGCGGCAGUCUAGUCCACGUUCCACCAACGAUUCCUCGACGGUGGCGCCCAUUGGCGGCGGUGGCUCCUCGAUUGCGUCGGCGGCGCCACUGGAUUUGAGCUCUCAGCCGCCGGCCGCCAAGCGUUUUAAGUCCGAGCGACGGGCCAGCUCCACAGCUACCACAGCGACAACGGCAACCACUGGCUCAUCUGCAUCCACACCAUCCCCGCCACCGUUGGAGCAGCACGACGAGAUCAAUUCUGGCAUCGCCAACGCGGCAAUGGGAACGGGAACGGGUGAGGGUAUUGCAUCUGGAUCGGGAACGGGAUCGGGAUCAGGAGCUGGCAAGUCCCGAAGACGAUGUCAGGCGCAGAGCGAGGAGGUUAACUCGUGGUCCGUCGACGAUGUGUGCGGCUUUGUGGGCGGCAUUGAUAUAUGCGCCGAAUACGUUCAGUCGUUUCGUGAUCAGUCCAUCGAUGGCACUGGCCUGCCGCUCUUAACCGAGGAUCAUUUGGUCAACUCGCUGGGCAUGAAGCUGGGGCCGGCUCUCAAGCUGCGCUCCAUAUUGGCGAAGAAAUUGGGCGGGCCGUGCCCGUGUGUUGCAUGCGUUGCGCAGGCGCAACAAAUGCUGGCAUUGCAAACGGGUGGGGCAGCAUCAGCAACACCAGCAGCAACAACAGCAGCAGCAGCAGCAGCAGCCACAACUAGUUGCAGCAUUAAGUCGGAGAUCUUUAAUGGCGGCAGCAACGGCAGCAGCAGCAGUAACAACAGCAACAGCAACAGCAAUCAGGGCAGCGAUAUUGCAGCUACGCCAGCAACAGCCAGCUCGCCCAGCAGCAACAUGUUGCUGCCAGUGUUGCCGUGCAGCGGUCUGCACGAUGCCAGCUAGUUAAAUGCGCUCCACAUACAUAUUUAUGCUAAAUAAAUUGCAUUUCAACUGCAAAAUUGCUGUACCAAAUGAGCUUUCAACAAAAAAGAAAAAAAAAAACAAACACACACACCCACACCCACACAGAAGCAAAUCAGAUUGAAGAGAAUACCCUAUUGUAUAAAUUAAACAAUAAAUAUGUAAUUUAAUGGCUAGCUAAAGUUGUAAACUUUAAGUGACAACAACAAUAAUCGCAAAGUCUUCCAUUUGCACACACACAAAUCAUAUUUGUAUAAUAUUAAUCAAUUUAUUAGUCAAUUUAUUGAGAGACAUUUCGUUUACGUACUUAAGUGCAAAGCGCAUUUUGCAUUGAUUUUAUUUAUUUCUAUGACUUUUUUUCGUUUUUAACUGCUAGUCAGUAAAUAUAUAUUUAAUAGAAUUCCGCGAAAUGUGAAGCAAACUUAAAAAUUCAAUUUUAUUGUUUUGCAAAUUGAUGUAAAAGGCUAUUUAUUUUGUAUAACCUACGAUACAGCUGAAUUGUUGAACCCCACAAGGCUUUGUUCAAAUUUUUGAUUAAUUUAUGUUUACUUUUUCUGCGGCCAUGCACAAAGGAAUUCAAAAUUCAACUUUUAGAACUAUAUGCAUCCUUUUAAGAGCUCCAAGACUUGAAACACACACCACACAACAUACACAAAAAAAAAGAAAAAGAAAACAACAAGAAACAAGCAAAUAGAGAACGUAUUUUAUAGCUCCAUUGUACAUAUUGUUUAUUUAAUUAGUUGUAAGUCAUAAAGAGAGACAGAAAUAUAAUUUUCUAACACUUAGGCCGUAUGCAAUGAACUUAAAGAAAAGCAGAAACAUAUUUCUACAAAAUAGGAAUGAGAAUGAACUUGAUUUAUUAUAUACAUUUAAUGAACUAUAGCUAUUUUUCACAAGCUGAAGCAAAUAAAUUAUACCAGUUAUCAUACAAACAAAAACCAA